AGGCUGCGCAGUGAGAUGAGCAUUUCACGGGCUUCUCUUCAGUCCAUCUGUCUUAGGUUUCCUGAAACCUGUCUCAUUCCGCAUGUGAAAUCCCUCCCCUGUGCGUCAAUCUCCUUCUCCAUCACUAAUGCACGCCUUCUCCCGCACAUCCAUCUGUGUGAGAAAACCCAAGCCAAGAAGAGACGGUCCAACCAGGCAGAUGUUCCCGAUCAGCUGCGUCAAGAAGUAGAAAGUUGCUAUAGGCUCAGGAUGCCUGAAGAUUUCUAUCAGUUCUGGAAGUUCUGUGAGGAGCUGAAGCCCGACAAGCCAAGUGAAGCGCUCGUAUCAAGUAUUGGACUUAAGCUAGUUGGACCAUAUGAUAUUCUUGCUGGAAAACACAAAAGAGCAACAUCAGCAAAUCUCAACUUCAACCUUCACUGGAGGUUUUUUUAUGAUCCCCCUGAAUUUCAGACUAUAAUUGCUGGGGAUAGCAAAACUCAGUAUCACAUGGGAUAUUUCAGGGAUGUGCCAGAUGAACUUCCAGUAUGGGUUGGUUCAAAUGAAGCCAAGAAAAGCUGUGUAAUUUCUCAAAUUGGUGACAAUGUAUUUGCUGCAGUCAAAUUGUUUUUGUCUGAAAAGCUUAAGAAAGUGACAGAUAAAAACAGAAGUUCUAUUUUGAAAGACAUAGAUGAAAGCCUUACAAGAACAGCAAAAGAACUGGGUUAUUCGCUGGAACAGAAAACCAUGAAGAUGAAACAAAGAGAUAAGAAAGUAGUGACUAAAACAUUUCAUGGAGCAGGUCUGGUUGUGCCUGUAGAUAAAAAUGAUGUUGGGUACAGAGAGCUCCCUGAAACCAAUGCUAAUCUUAAAAGAAUUUGUAAGGCCAUUGUGGAUGCUCCUAGCGAUGAGCAGAGACUGAAAGCCUUUGCACCCAUUCAGGAAAUGAUGACUUUUGUUCAAUUUGCUAAUGACGAAUGUGACUAUGGAAUGGGCUAUGAACUGGGAAUGGACCUCUUUUGCUAUGGGUCACAUUAUUUCCACAAGGUCGUUGGUCAGCUGUUAUCUCUCGCAUAUAACCUGUUGAGGAGGAACCUCUUUGCUGAGAUUGUUGAAUCGCAUUUAGCUAAAAGAAGUGACGAGAAUGUGGACCAACUAGCAGCAUGAUCCAAAGAGGGCUUAAAGUUUCAAGUAUUAGUGCUGCAAAACUUGAUUUUGUUAAAUGGAUAUAGGUGUUUUCAUUAGUAAUAUAAAGUAAUGUUUGUGUGUAGUAAAUAAAACUUUUUAAAAAUAAA
This is a messenger RNA of Pelodiscus sinensis (Chinese soft-shelled turtle), 1271 nucleotides long. The record is from RefSeq and is a predicted model, not a curated record. NCBI's taxonomy places the organism in Eukaryota, Metazoa, Chordata, Testudines, Trionychidae.